AUGGCUCACCUCCCACCCUCAACCGCCAUAUUUUCGCCCUCAAUAGCUCGCAUCGCCGCCUCCACCGCCAAAGAUUGGAGUUACGUCGACAACUGGCUCUCCUCGAAAUACCAGGGCCGCUCAGUCCCUGCUUUCGAGCGCAACCCUGAGACGCUAAAAGCCCUCCUUGUGCUGGCCAACUCCAACGAGACAGCCGAUGAUGAGCGCGAGCUAGUCGCCCGGGCCGAGCUUGGCGCCAUCCAAGAAUCCGCCGCCGCGCGGGACCAGUCCGAACUCAACUCAGACCUAUCGACCUCCGCCACCGCCCGAGAGAGGAUGCUCGGCGCCGUCCAAGAUCACCUUACCCGGGAAGGACGCACCGCUCUCAACUCCAUGGCCACAUUAUCAUGUGAGCUUUCAGUCGCCUAUCCGGAUGCCGAAACCCUCGGCCGCUCAAUGAUCGGACUACACGCGGAAGCGUCGGAGCUGGAGCAGAUGAGAGUCCGCGUGCAAAUCCUUCAAAAGUACAUUGAGCAAGAGUCGGCCGCGGUCGACGAGUUGCUACGGACCUUGCGCAGCGAUGAUUACAAGCCCGCCAACGAACUGGCCCGCCAGAACCUAGAGAUGCAAAGGAGGGUCAAAGCCAUGGCUGCGCGAAUCCCUGAGCUCAGGGACCGCAAGUCCAAUCUCAAUCAACAUCCCGUUGCUUCUCAUCCCACGAUCGAGCAGAUAGCGCAGGAAGAAGCAGAUUAUCUUGGCCUCUUGGCCCAAAAGAAGGGAUUAGACGAAGAAGUUGACCAAUUCUCUGGCCUUCCUGACGAUGUGAAGUCGGCCAGGGCCGAACUCGAGCAUCUACGCGCAGAAGUUCACACCAUCACACACCACCGUGACGCCAUCUUUGAGGGUCUCGUUGAGCGUGAAAGUCCUCACAAGGGCCGUUGA
Messenger RNA from Colletotrichum spaethianum, 921 nucleotides. RefSeq lists its product as uncharacterized. Gene Ontology annotation, cellular component: cytosol; HAUS complex. The transcript has a single exon. Gene Ontology annotation, biological process: spindle assembly. NCBI's taxonomy places the organism in Eukaryota, Fungi, Ascomycota, Sordariomycetes, Glomerellales, Glomerellaceae. The record is from RefSeq and is a predicted model, not a curated record. The coding region runs from base 1 to 921 and encodes 306 amino acids.